CACGUUGCCGCGAUUUCCCUGACCGACUUUAUCUAGUUCCCCACGGCCGCCCACGCGUCAUUGCAAUCAAUAAAUGUACAUAGCCUACUGCGGAUUUGUGAUAUAGGUUAAGAUCUUGUUAAAACAGUUAAAACGUACCCUGAAACUAAGCGUUUUCGCAUAAAUUGUGCUUAACAACCAACUUGUCAGUGAGAACAUACCUAAAACGAAUUGUCAAAAUGACAAACUGAUCGGUUAAGCCAACGAAACUGUGAUUAUAUGACCAUAUUUUGACCCACAGUUCAGAUAUUUGGAGAUGAAGCAAUAUUUAUGUGCCUUGUAAAUGUGCGUAUGGAUGUGCUUAUUCGUGCCUAAAUAUAAUGGAGCCUGGAGAAGUAAAAAUUGCUGAUGACAACGAUUUCAAGAUGCUGAAAAUGUUGGUGGAUGAUCAUUCCAAUUGGAAGAUAGAGUAUGAUAAGGGAGAUGAGAACACUAGAGUAUGGACCAAAUCUACGCCUGCCUGUAGCUUCAAAAUGGUGAAGGUGCACACGUAUUUCAAAGACAGUCACCCGAACACUGUGUUCGACGUGCUGCAUGACCCGGACUACAGGAAAACCUGGGACGAACACAUGCUGGCCUCCAUAGAAAUAGGUUACCUGAAUCCUAACAAUGAUGUCUCCUACUACGCCUUGUCUUGUCCCGCCCCUAUCAAGAACAGGGACUUCGUUUUGCAGAGAUCUUGGCUGGACAUGGGAGACGAGAAACUGAUAUUAAACCAUUCGGUCCACCACAAAGACUACGGACCCAAGAAAGGAUUCAUUAGGGGCAUUUCUUACCUGACUGGUUUUGUCAUUAGAAGAACUGACAAGGGUUGUUUCCUCGGCUACAUUUCACAAACAGAUCCUAGGGGUAAGCUACCUCCUUGGCUGGUGAAUAAAAUAUCACAAAAAUUCGCACCGAAAGUGGUUGAAAAUUUGAAAAAAGCCGCUGACGGGUAUGACAGAUGGAAAAUGGCACAACCUAAUUCGUAUUUUAAGCCAUGGAUCAGCCCAGAACAGACGCUCCAAUCGCCCAGGAUUAACGUUAAGGAUUGCGUUCAAGUGAACAAGACAUCUCUGAGGAUAUCAGAUUGUGAGGAAAGUGAUGAUUGAUAAUAUGGUAUAAUGUAAUCGAAAAGUUGCGCGAAAUCGGUACUCUACGCAUAUGGUAAACUGAAAGAUUAAAUAUAUGGCAUGAUUGAAGCUUUUGACUUUUAUUCUAAUCGAAUUACUAGUUGUAGAUUUUUGAAAUGGUACAGUAUUGCAUACAAUGUAAUUGUCAUUGUAAUAAUGAACGUCUGCGUUUUUAAGAGUAUUUACUCAUAGAUAAUAUAAAUAGUCCCCUUGCAUUGUUGCAGUUAUAUUAAGAUGAAUUUAUUAUUAUAAUUAGAAAAAUAUACUGUGCAGUGGGUAAGUACAUUCAAUUAUCUUUAAUCUUCAAUCAACAUUGAAUUUAUGUAGGGCAUUAGCUACAUUUGAUACACAUUCAAAAAAAUAUAUAUUUUUUUAUUUCACUGCAAAGACAGAAUAUAAUGUUAUAGAGGAAGUAAACAUGUGUCACGUUUUAGUAUAAUAGGAUUUCCAGAAUUUAGUUUUCGUUUUUCUACUUCAUAUUUAAAUUUAAAGUUUAUAUGUACAUAUACCUCUGUGAUAUUUUAUAAUGCAG
Molecule: messenger RNA, 1683 nt
Organism: Acanthoscelides obtectus
Lineage: Eukaryota; Metazoa; Arthropoda; Insecta; Coleoptera; Chrysomelidae
Source: the annotation of a GenBank genome assembly